UGUUUUUUUUUUUAAAGAACCAGAUUGAGUCUUAAAUCUUGACAAACACAAACCUUUGACGUGGCCACAAUUUUUUUAAUUCUGUUUAAUACCAUAACUAUAACGUAAAAGUUCUUACACUUCAAUGCACGGAUGUUAAGAUUACACCAGCAACAAUACAUAAACCAUUUGUGUUUCAAUAAGUCUGUGCAAAAUUAUAGAAAUAACCACAAUGACAGAAGAUAACCAACGAAAGAGCCAUACGAAUAAAUGGAUUUUACGAAUAGCACUUGGCACAUUUUUGCUGCUUAUACUUUUGAAUUUGCCAACUCUUUGUCAAACUCAUGAUCACGGCGAAUCACGAAGUUUCAAAUAUUCCAAAGAAGCUAAUGAAGUGUAUUUACAAAAGCAACAGUCUAUAUAUCAUAACGAAAUUCUAUAUCAACAUAAACAUGAAGAUGAUAACUAUGACCAUCAACAGAAAUCAGUUUUGCCUGACAGGACUUAUAAUAAAGUGUUUUUUAGAGCUACUGUAUCUACCUUAAUCAUAUCAGCAGCACCAUUUCUUAUUUUAUUCUUUGUACCUUUAGAUAAUACUAAAGAAUGUGAACCACUACUAAAAAUAUUAUUAAGUUUUGCAUCUGGUGGUUUAUUAGGAGAUGCAUUUUUACAUUUAAUUCCUCAUGCUUUGCUUCCUCAUGCACAUGAAUCUCCUGAAGAAGUACAUUCGCAUUCACAUUCUCAUAAUAAAGGCGAAGAAGAAUCAGAACAUGGACAUGAUAUGUCUGUUGGUUUAUGUGUAUUAUUAGGCAUCAUCAUGUUUUUAAUUGUUGAAAAAGCAGUGAGAAUUAUUAAAACUGACCAUGGUCAUGUACAUGUGCAUAAAGCCACAGAAAAGCUAUCAAAAGAAAAUAAAAAUGAUAAAAAACUAUUAAAAGAUCUUAAUAAAUCUGAUGUAGUCUCUAAAGAAAAAAAAGCAGAAAGUUCUCAAAGUAAAAUAAAAAUUGCUGGUUAUUUAAAUUUAGUUGCUGAUUUUUUACAUAAUUUCACAGAUGGUCUUGCUAUUGGAGCUAGCUAUUUAGCUGGUAAAAAUAUUGGGUAUAUUACCACAUUUACAAUUUUGUUACAUGAAGUACCUCAUGAAAUAGGAGAUUUUGCUAUUUUAAUACAAAGUGGUUAUAGUAAAAGAAAGGCCAUGAUGCUUCAGCUUAUAACUGCAGUAGGUGCAUUAUUAGGAACUUGUAUAUCAUUACUUGCAGAAGGCAUAGGUGAUAUUGCAACUAUGUGGAUUCUUCCAUUCACAGCUGGAGGAUUUAUUUAUAUCGCUACAGUUUCUGUAAUACCAGAACUUUUGUCCGAUACUAGUUUUAGACAGUCUGUAAAAGAAAUUAUUGCGCUUCUUUUAGGUGUAUAUAUGAUGGUACUUAUAGCAGAAUAUGAAUAAUUUUGUAUUGCAUUUUUCUUUAAGCAUAUUGUGAUCACUUAGUAAGAAUUUAUUUGACUGCUAUAAUAAGAACUCAAAAUUAGAAUUUAUAUUUUUACAAUAUUGUAAUUAUAUUAUUUAACGGAUACUAGUAAGUAUUCUAAUAUGUUGUAAAACAAAUACCAGUGAAAAUAAUACUGUAUAACUAACACAAAUGUUAGCAUUAUGUGGAAAAAAUUUAAUACAUUUUUAAGUAUCAUUCAUGUCAUAAAUAAUUCUUAUUUCAGAAGAAAUGAUACGCAUAUACUCAAACAUUAUAUAUAUAUAAUAUAUUUUUCGCAAAUGUA
This is a messenger RNA of Frieseomelitta varia, 1749 nucleotides long. It is a transcript of the gene Catsup, whose product is annotated as protein catecholamines up. The coding region runs from base 212 to 1423 and encodes 403 amino acids. Gene Ontology annotation, molecular function: zinc ion transmembrane transporter activity. The transcript is spliced from 3 exons. The record is from RefSeq and is a predicted model, not a curated record. NCBI's taxonomy places the organism in Eukaryota, Metazoa, Arthropoda, Insecta, Hymenoptera, Apidae. Gene Ontology annotation, cellular component: membrane. Gene Ontology annotation, biological process: intracellular zinc ion homeostasis; zinc ion transmembrane transport.